AUGGCUGUGCUUGUCGUGCUCCUGUCGUCUUUGGUGGCGGGUAUCUUAGGGAACGAAUUCAGUAUAUUAAGAUCACCAGGAUCUGUUGUUUUCCGGAAUGGAAAUUGGCCUAUUCCAGGAGAGCGAAUCCCAGAUGUGGCUGCGUUGUCAAUGGGCUUCUCUGUGAAAGAGGACCUUUCUUGGCCAGGCCUUGCAGUAGGUAACCUAUUCCACCGUCCUCGAGCUACUGUUAUGGUGAUGGUGAAAGGAGUGGACAAGCUUCCUCUACCCCCAGGCAGUGUCAUUUCGUACCCUUUGGAAAAUGCAGUUCCUUUUAGUCUUGACAGCGUGGCAAAUUCCAUUCACUCCUUAUUUUCUGAAGAAACUCCUGUGGUUUUGCAGUUGGCUCCCAGUGAGGAAAGGGUGUACAUGGUGGGGAAGGCAAACUCAGUUUUUGAAGAUCUCUCAGUAACACUCAGACAGCUCCGCAAUCGACUGUUUCAAGAAAACUCUGUUCUUACUUCACUUCCCCUCAAUUCUCUGAGUAGGAACAAUGAAGUUGAUCUCCUUUUUCUUUCUGAACUGCAAGUGCUACGUGAUAUUUCAAGUUUGUUGUCUCGACAUAAGCAUCUAGCCAAGGAUCAUUCUCCUGAUUUAUACUCACUGGAGUUGGCAGGCCUGGAUGAAAUUGGGAAACAUUAUGGGGAAGACUCUGAACAAUUUAGAGAUGCCUCUAAGAUCCUUAUUGAUGCUCUGCAAAAGUUUGCAGAUGACAUGUACAAUCUCUAUGGUGGGAAUGCAGUGGUAGAGUUAGUGACUGUCAGAUCAUUCGACACAUCCCUUGUGAGGAAGACGAGGAAUAUCCUUGAGACAAAACAAGUGAAGGACCCCUCAACUCCCUAUAACCUUGCAUAUAAAUAUAAUUUUGAAUAUUCAGUGGUUUUCAACCUGGUACUUUGGAUAAUGAUCGGCUUGGCCUUGACUCUGAUUGUCACCUGUUAUAAUAUUUGGAACAUGGAUCCUGGAUAUGAUAGCAUCAUCUAUAGGAUGACAAACCAGAAGAUUCGAAUGGAUUGA
This is a messenger RNA of Rangifer tarandus platyrhynchus (Svalbard reindeer), 1056 nucleotides long. The record is from the annotation of a GenBank genome assembly. NCBI's taxonomy places the organism in Eukaryota, Metazoa, Chordata, Mammalia, Artiodactyla, Cervidae.